Molecule: messenger RNA, 1098 nt
Organism: Schistocerca cancellata (South American locust)
Lineage: Eukaryota; Metazoa; Arthropoda; Insecta; Orthoptera; Acrididae
Exons: 2
Coding region: 1-1098 (365 amino acids)
Source: RefSeq, a predicted model, not a curated record
AUGAGCAAACUCGCCCAUGGGGGCCCCUACCCUGGUCGAGAGGCCGACGAGGCGGCUACUCUCGCCCUCUGUAACAUUCAGAAGGCUGCCGCUCUACCGCACACGAGGCAGCAGGUGUCGGGUGUGCCACCGAGAGCCCCGCCGGUCGCAUCGCACGUGCUCGCGGUCCCGGCGUUGGCGGCCUCGGCGGGAGUUGCGGCGCUGGCCUCGACCACUCGAGAGGUCGAUGUGCCCCCGGUUGCCCCCCUGGCCCCAGAGACACAAGAAGAGCCCGUGGCUGCGCUAGCUGCGGCCACCGAGAUGGAGGACAUCGAUCUGCCCGACGCAAAUCUGGCUGAGGCAAUUGCCGAGUCAGAGCGCCGUGACACCGACCCUGACGCUGCCCGCGCGCCCAGAAAGCGCCGGGCUGUGACAAAUGACGAUUCCGACACUCCCUCUCAGACAUCUGACGCAGCGAGGCCGCGGAAGAAGGCCCCUAGGGCCUCCCGCACCUCCACCACAGAGUCUGGGACUACUAUCGCGGGCACCGCCACGCAGACACCGACGAAGACGACGCGGCGGUCCACUCGUUCACCUGCCGCCUCCCGGCAGCCUGACGAGGAUGCCAGUAAUACAACAGAGCCGGCGGCGGUCGUGGAUCCUGUUACUACCUCUGAAAAUGUUGCACUUAAUGUUAAUGACUUUCCGUCUUUAAAACCUGCAUUAACUGCUGAAAUUCCGUCCCGUGACAGCGAGAUUCCCACAAAAAAGCGUCCUCUAGAGGACACUGAAAGAAAUGUUGAUGAGGACUCUUCCUGUGAAACACCCGUUGCCAGGAGGCCGAAGCCCAGUCCUGAAGAUCUGUUGGAAGUGGAAAAAGGAGAUGGAAUGAAGGUCGAUGUGGCUCCCACUUCCGCACAAGGACUUACACCGCCACGAACAGAUAGUGACGCAGCGGGUAGUGAUUUUUCACGGAAAUGUGACCCUGAGCCUGAGGUCACGGCAGAAAUAACCGCAUCAAGUGCACAACCCAUACAGUGCGAACCGUACGAGGAAGUACCAGGUAAAGAACCUGCUGACUCCGAAGCGCAACGCCGCGCCGAAGGAGGAAAUACAUAA